AUGGCGACACGCGCAGACGAGGUCCUCGAGACCCUCCGACGGCUGCAGUCGAAACACGAGCUCUCCAUUGUCCGCCUCAGCGAGCCCAUCGCCAGCUCCGCGGCGCACCCGGAGCACGACACGCGACAGCGCGGGUCCGACGCGUCGAGCGCGCCGCUCGAGGGCCCGACGCCGGCCGGGCUCGAGGCGGACCUGGCGCACUACACGGAGCUGUUCGCCAAGCUGCGCUUCUCGUACGUGGAGCAGGUGACCAAGGAAAAGUUCAUACGGGCCAUCGUGGGCGACCCGCCGCUCAUCGUGACGAUGCAGGAGAACCUGGACCUGGAGCGGGCCAACGGCGAGGCCAAGGCGCAGCUCAAGUCGCUCAAGCUCGAGGUGGCCGACAUGGUGGAGGAGCUGGAGCGCCGGGGCCGGGAGCUGAGCGCGCGGUACGAGCGCGUGCGCGUCGAGACGGCGCGGCUGGACGAGCUGCCGGGGCGGAUCCGCGAGCUGGAGACGCAGGUCGAGGAGCUGCGGGCGGCGCACGACGUGCCCGGGGCCGCGCCGGGGCUGAACCUGCCGCUGGCCAAGACGCUGGGGCUCGUGGCGAAGCGCAAGGCCGAGCAGCAGGAGCUGGCGCGGGAGCUGGAGGCGCUGCAGGCCAAGGCACCGCGCAAGAGGAAAGAGGCCGAGAGGCUGCGGGCGGAGCUGCAGCCGCUGGAGGCGAGGCUACACAACAGCGCGGCGGCCGCCCGCGAGGCGCAGAGGCGAAAGGAUGCGGCGCUGGGGGGUGCGGCCGACGACCUCGAGCAGCGUGCGCGGUGGUGGCGGGCGAGCGAGGGCGUGCUGCGACAGGCGCUGGACGUGAAGGAGUGA
Purpureocillium takamizusanense is the source of this 855-nucleotide messenger RNA. RefSeq lists its product as uncharacterized. The transcript has a single exon. The record is from RefSeq and is a predicted model, not a curated record. The coding region runs from base 1 to 855 and encodes 284 amino acids. Gene Ontology annotation, biological process: protein localization to kinetochore; attachment of mitotic spindle microtubules to kinetochore; kinetochore assembly. Lineage: Eukaryota; Fungi; Ascomycota; Sordariomycetes; Hypocreales; Ophiocordycipitaceae. Gene Ontology annotation, cellular component: kinetochore.